Molecule: messenger RNA, 3828 nt
Organism: Drosophila hydei
Lineage: Eukaryota; Metazoa; Arthropoda; Insecta; Diptera; Drosophilidae
Gene: Achl
Exons: 1
Coding region: 887-3511 (874 amino acids)
Cellular component (GO): nucleus
Molecular function (GO): mRNA binding
Source: RefSeq, a predicted model, not a curated record
UUGCAAUUUCAGUCUAUCUCCGCGUUGCAGCGUUGCAUGAACUCGCGUACGUAAACGGAUCAACAUAUUUAUAUUACAAAUAUAUAUUAACAACAACAUUUACAACUACAACAACAACAGCAAGCACUUGGCAUACACCCUCAAGUCAAACGGAAAUAAUUAAGAAACUCGCACGGGCAACAACUGAAAGAAAACGGAAUAAUAAUAACAAAUCAAAUAUACAAAAACAAAUGUUUCAUAAAAAAACCCAAUUGCAUACGAAAUUGUUAAACCAAAAGCAACAACAACAACAACAAGAAAGUGUUGCGGUGCCGUUUUUUAACGACUAUCAAAUGGUGUCGGUGUCAAGCGCGGCCUAGAAAACAAAACAAUCAGCCCCUCUUUACCUAUAUAUAAACUAUAUAUAUAUGUAUUUGUAUAUCUAAAAUUAUAGCCAAAUACAGUCAGAGAAUUCCAAGCACGUUUCCAACCAGGCUGCAGAAUUACGCAAAAAACAAACUCAACAACAACAGCUUUAAACAGCUGACGUUCAAUGAACGCCCUGAGCUGAGCGUAAAUGCAGACAGUGACUGCCAAAUGUAAGUGCACAGCGUUGGCGAGCUGAACUUGAAAGUGAAAGUGAAAUUUGAAGCAGACAAACUCAAAAGAGAUAGACGCAUACAAAACAGUUACAGAUACAGCAACAGCUAAAGCUGCAGAUAGAGAUACAGAUACAGACACAGGCACAGAUACAGAUACAGAUACAGACACAGACACAGACACAGACACAGCUAGAGAUACAAUUGUGGUAACAGUUGUAAUAGCUAUUUACAGCUGCUUUUGCUGGAGUGCCCAGUGCUCAGAGCAUUAGCCCAAUUAUAAAUAUAAAAAGUAGAAAUCAUCAAGAAUGAGCGAACAGGAUCAGGCGGCCAGCAGCUAUGAGGUCAAGGUGCCGCAGGGACACACCUUUGUCGUUAGUCCUGUGACCGCAACACCCAUACUAACAGCUGUGCCGGUCAUGAAGCCCACGGCGCCGCCCAUGAGUCAGCUGAUUGAGCUGGAGGACGAGGAGCAGCCCUGCUGCAGCUCGCAAGCUGUGGUGCCGCUGUCCUCGUCGCUGCCAUCGAAGCUGCUGCGUCUCCAUGCCAAACGCUCGGCUCAGGCGCUGCUGCAUCAAAUGGAAUCGCUGGACUCGCAAUUCGGCUCCGGCUCCGAGGAUGCACCAACAAGCAGUCCAAGUGCGCCGCCCAUGUCGCCGGCCAGCGAUGAUAAGCUGCUGGACGUGGGCAUGGGCUCGUCCAUCGGUGACUCCGAGGAAUCUGAGGAGGAUGACGAGCUUAAGCCGCUAGCCGUGGACAAUCAUAUUAUACCUGACCCAGAGCUAGUGGAAGGUCAGGCCGCAUCGCCGCCAGCCGUGCCGCUCAGUGAGGCCAACUUGGAGAAGUUCCGAAAGCAUCAGAUGGACAACAUCUAUUUGCAUCCCAAUUUCAACUUGGAUGCAUCGCCGCCACCAGCCGUUGCGCCAGCCAAUUCGCCUGUGAUGGAGACCAGACGCGUGCAUCGCUCGUUCCUCAGCAUAAAAAAGACAUCUGAGCAGGAGCCGGAGCAGCAGCCAGAGCAGCUGCAGCAGCAGCAGCAGCAGCAGCCUCAGCCAGUGGAGCCGAAUGAGAUAGAUACGCUGGAGCCAAGCCUGGUGCCCAGCGAUGAGCUGGCUGCAGAGAUUGCGGAUGCUGUGGAGUUUUACUUCUCCAAUGAGAGCAUACUGAAGGAUGCCUUUCUGCUCAAGCAUGUGCGCCGCAACAAGGAAGGCUUCGUCAGCCUGAAGCUGGUGUCCAGCUUCAAGCGCGUGCGUCAGCUAACGCGCGAAUGGAAGGUGGUGGGCGAUGCAGUGCGUCGCAUGUCUCGCAAAAUCGAGCUGAACGAACAGGGCACCAAGGUGCGACGCCUGGAGCCAUUGCCCAGCUUCGAUGAGACAAUGCCCUCGCGCACCAUUGUCGCCUGCGAUCUGCCGCUGGACAAGCUGAGCAUCGAGAAGGUCUCCGACCUGUUCUCCAAGUGUGGCGAGAUCGCUCUGAUUCGCAUUCUCAAGCCGGGCAUGGCCAUACCCGUGGAUGUGCGCCAGUUCAUGAACAAAUAUCCGGAGCUGCAGCAGAAGGAGUGCGCUCUGGUUGAGUAUCUGGAGUCGUCGUCGGCCCGCGAGGCACUGCAUCUGACUGGUCCCUUCCAGGUGUACGAGAUGGUCGCUCCCAAGAAGAAGACGGGCAAGAAGGCAGCUGUCAUUCAGAUCGCCGCACCCGUUGCUCGCAUGGUGGAGAACUAUCGCUACUACAGCGAUGCCAACUGCGAGAGGACACGCGGCGGCAGCUUCUCAGGCAUGCCCAGCCAUGAGCUGUCCAUGCACGAUCUGCGCUUCAAGCUCAAGCGCAACAACUCGGACUUCCAGCCGAGCUACUACCAGCAGCAACAGCCCAUGCAUCAUCCCAUCUAUCAUGGCCAUGGCCAUGGCUAUCAGCACUAUCAGCCACGUGGCAGCAUUAAUAUGGAGCCAGCGCAGCAGCAGCAGCAACAGUCGCCCACAUCACCUGGUUUUUUCGGGUAUGUGCCCAGGCGCUACAGCAAUACGUCCACCAUAUCUGCCAGCACAGCGGCAGCUGGCUUGGUCGAGCCCUCGUCGCCGCCUGCUGCUGUCGUCGCGAACAACAACAGCAACAGCAACAGCAACAGCAGCAGCAAUGUUAAUGCUGUGCCUAUUAGCAGCCUGCAGCGUCGUCUGUCGAACUGCUCGGAGCAGAAUUAUGGUCCAGAUGCUACUCAGGCGCUGUCCAUGUCGCGACGCGCCAGCAACUGCUCGGAGACGGGCGCACCGCAGCGUCGCGAUUCCAAUUGCUCGGAGAGCUGUCCCUGUUCCAGGCGUGUCUCCGACUUCGGCCAGUCGGAUGCUUAUCGCAAGAGCUCCGUCUGCUCCAAUGGCAGCUGCCCGGGCAAUGGCGAGCGGCGCUACUCGAAUGGCUCCAUGCAGUUCGAGCGCAGCUUCUCCAAUGCCAGCGAUGGCAACGGCUUCUAUCGUCGUCCCUCGAAUGACUUCAAUGUGGAGCGCGAGCGAGAGCCGGAUCAGCUGGUGGGCGGCGGAGGUGGUGGCUAUCAGGUAUGGCCGCGUCGCUACUCCAACAAUUUCCAGCAGCUGAACAGCAAGCUGGCCGCCUAUGACAAUGCCCAGUAUAUAGGCGGACGGCGCAUCUCCACAGACUCCGGCUACGAUCGCCGGUGCUCCUUUGGCUCCGAGGGCUUUGAGGGUUCGCCGCGCUCCCGCACCGGCAGCUUCCUCAGCAACUACAAGCAUGGCGGCGACUACGAUGGUCAGCCACGUUCGCGCACGGGCAGCUUCUUGGACGGCUCGCCACGUUCGCGUUCCGGUUCCUUUGCCCAGCGGGCCGCCGAGAGUCUGGUACGCACGCCCAUCGGGCCAGAUGGCAGCAAGGGCUUCGGUCAGCGAGCCCGUAAGUUCGGACAGACCGUGUCGCCAGUGAACUAGACUCUGCGUUCAAUUUGUUAACUAAUUUUAGUGGGUAAUCUAUUGUUUCUAUUUUGUUACAACAAUUUUGUGAAAUUAUUCAAUGGCUGUACACUGUGAUUGCUGUCCAACUGUCCAACUGUCCACGAACAACCAGAACCACGACCAAGCCAUGACCAUGCCCCCUAGCCCACAUACUUAUAACAUAUAAUAACAAUAAUAAUCUAACGAAUUUUGUAGCUCUUAAGUUGAAUUUGGUUCGAAUGCAGAAAAUGUGGCAUUUCUCCUGCACUCUUGCUCCACUGUGCAUAUACUUCCAACUUAAUAAUAUAUAAUCA